This is a messenger RNA of Monomorium pharaonis (pharaoh ant), 948 nucleotides long. RefSeq lists its product as uncharacterized. The record is from RefSeq and is a predicted model, not a curated record. The coding region runs from base 318 to 539 and encodes 73 amino acids. The transcript has 2 exons. NCBI's taxonomy places the organism in Eukaryota, Metazoa, Arthropoda, Insecta, Hymenoptera, Formicidae.
CAUGUUACGAAUAUUUUUUUUAAUAUUAGUAUUCUUUUUCUAAAAAUAUACAUUUAUAUUAUUAUGUGAUGAUUGUUUAAGGUCCGUUGAUUUCCUCAAAUCCACUUUUUCAAUUAUCCGUUUUUUUACAAUUCCUAUAGGCGUGGUAUCAUUAAGCAUUAAUCUAUAUCGUGUGAGUUUAUAAAAUUAAUUGUAUCGUUAAUAUUAUCUAAUAAUUUUUUUAAUCAUAAGUUUUAUAGCUUUGCGAACGUGUUAUCGAAAAAGAUAUAAGUGGUAUAAUAGCAUUAUUUUUAUUUGUUGCCGUUCAUUUUGGCUACAUGUUUUUUUGCAACUGCAUUGGUCAAACAGUAAUAGAUCAUAGUGAAGGUGUAUUUAAAAAAAUAUGCAAUACUCAAUGGUACGCGGCGCCAUUGAAUAUCCAAAAAUGCAUUAUGAUGAUAAUGCGCCGAAGUAUGAAAACUUCUACACUGAUAUACUGCCUUGGUUUGUUCUUAUCGUCUUUGGAAGGUUUUGCUACGGUAAAUGAACAACUUGUGUGACAAAUGUAAAAAAAAAAUUAUAUUUUAUAUAUUUUAUUACAGGUUGUCAGCUCGUCAUUAUCAUACUUUAUGAUAAUUUAUUCAAUGCGCCAAUAGUAAUCAAUGGAUGUAAUCAAUAAUCGUAAUUGAUAAGUACUUUGACGACAAAAAGUAUGUUUAGUGAUGGACAAGACAAGAAUUUCAAGAUCUUGUCUUAAUUUUUCAAGACAAGAACACCAAUUUCUUGUACUUGAUAAAAUCAAGACAAUCUCAAAUUUGAUUAAAAUUUUCAAUGACAUAUGAAAAUUCUUUAUUAAAAGAUCUUGUACACCUUUAUGUAUUAAAAUGAUAUAAAGUACAAGCGUACACAAAACGUAUUGUAGAAUUAAACAAAUCAUAGUUCUAAAAUAAUAGAAUCAAUUAAAAACAA